Molecule: messenger RNA, 2670 nt
Organism: Gorilla gorilla gorilla (western lowland gorilla)
Lineage: Eukaryota; Metazoa; Chordata; Mammalia; Primates; Hominidae
Gene: AKR1C3
Product: aldo-keto reductase family 1 member C3
Exons: 12
Coding region: 1516-2487 (323 amino acids)
Molecular function (GO): oxidoreductase activity
Source: RefSeq, a predicted model, not a curated record
AAGGCCCGGUGAGAAAUCGAGCGCAGCGCCGGUGGGCUGGCACUGCUGGGGGACCCAGUACACCCUUCGCAGCUGCUGGCCCGGGUGCUAAGCCCCUCAUUGUCCGGGGCCAGCAGGGCUGGCCGGCUGUUCAGAGUGCGGGCCCGCCAAGCCCACGCCCACCCGGAACUCCAGCUGGCCCACAAGCGCAGCACGCAGCCCCAGUUCCCGCUCCCGCCUCUCCCUCCAUACCUCCCUGCAAGCUGAGGGAGCCGGCUCCGGCCUUGGCCAGCCCAGAAAGGGGCUCCCACAGUGCAGUGGUGGGCUGAAGGGCUCCUCAAGUACCGCUAAAGUGGGAGCCCAGGCAGAGGGGGCCCCCAGAGCGAGUAAGGGCUGUGAGGGCUUGCCAGCAUGCUGUCACCUCUCACUGUGACCCAGUCCUAGCCAAUGCCACAUAAGAGGGACCAAGCUAGGGGCUUCUAGGAAUGAUUCCUCACUUCUAGAAAGAAAUCUUUAAAAUGAGGUGGCCUUUCUUCUGCAAGUAGCUAUUGUUCUGCUGCAGUGUGAGUUCUAAAUUUGCUUCAGCAGUCUCCACCCAGCCCAAAGAUAAUAUCAAUACACAGAAGAAGAAGAGUCAGGAGACGAUGAGAGAAGUUCUGGACUCCAAGGAACAACACUCAGAGCUUGCCUUCCCUCAGACUUCUUGUUAUGGUGGUAACAGAUUUCUAUUAAAUUUAUAUUAAUGAUAAAUUGUUUUCUUGACCUGGUUUUAUGCGAACCAAAACAACCAUCAAAGUUAAUAAUUUUCUCUUUAAAACAUCCCCUGCAUUUUGUCCCAAUCCAGGAUUAGUCAGAAUAGAUGAAAACUGAUGAGUCAUCCUGAGAGCAUGAACCCCAGUGGAUUGUAGGGGUUGACUACAGUAUUGAGAAAUAUUAAAAUAACAAAAAGUACAGAAGAGGCAGGGAUCUCAAAAAGUGCUCAGUGGAACCACCACUUAUUGUUGAGUCAACAUUCAGGACACAGUUGUUUCUUCAGACAGAGUUCACUCUAUGAAAACACUAUGAGCAAGACUUCAUCGCCUCCAUGACCUGGUGUUGUGUCUGAUCGCCCCAACAUUCCUGGCUGCCCAGUGUAGGGCAGUGAAGACCCCAGUGAAGGAAUGCUGGAGUGUGUGAAAGCGGAGGACGCAUCGUCAAAGGACACCCGAGGACGUCUCAAAGAAGCUCGGCGGGAAAGCUGAGCGCUCGGAAGAACCAAGUUAUUUCUAAACAGAACUAAGAUCAGAAUUGUUUGAAUCAUCAGAAUCGUCUCUUUUGAAAAAUCGAUUCAUCAAAUGAAUCUUCAGCCAACAACUGUUCAAGAAGGAUGCAAAUAUCACAGACCGUAUAAGACUGCCUAUGUACCUCCUCCUACAUGCCAUUGGUUAACCAUCAGUCAGUUUGCAGGGGUGGGGGGAGGGGUUUCCUGCCCAUGGUUUUUGUAAUCUCUGAGGGGAAGAAGAAGCAAACAUUUGCUAGUCAGACAAGUGACAGGGAAUGGAUUCCAAACACCAGUGUGUGAAGCUAAAUGAUGGCCACUUCAUGCCUGUAUUGGGAUUUGGCACCUAUGCACCUCCAGAGGUUCCGAGAAGUAAAGCUUUGGAGGUCACAAAAUUAGCAAUAGAAGCUGGGUUCCGCCAUAUAGAUUCUGCUCAUUUAUACAAUAAUGAGGAGCAGGUUGGACUGGCCAUCCGAAGCAAGAUUGCAGAUGGCAGUGUGAAGAGAGAAGACAUAUUCUACACUUCAAAGCUUUGGUCCACUUUUCAUCGAUCAGAGUUGGUCCGACCAGCCUUGGAAAACUCGCUGAAAAAAGCUCAAUUGGACUAUGUUGACCUCUAUCUUAUUCAUUCUCCAGUGUCUCUAAAGCCAGGUGAGGAACUUUCACCAACAGAUGAAAAUGGAAAAGUAAUAUUUGACAUAGUGGAUCUCUGUACCACCUGGGAGGCCAUGGAGAAGUGUAAGGAUGCAGGAUUGGCCAAGUCCAUUGGGGUGUCAAACUUCAACCGCAGGCAGCUGGAGAUGAUCCUUAACAAGCCAGGACUCAAGUACAAGCCUGUCUGCAACCAGGUAGAAUGUCAUCCGUAUUUCAACCGGAGUAAAUUGCUAGAUUUCUGCAAGUCAAAAGAUAUUGUUCUGGUUGCCUAUAGUGCUCUGGGAUCUCAACGAGACAAACGAUGGGUGGACCCGAACUCCCCGGUUCUCUUGGAGGACCCAGUCCUUUGUGCCUUGGCAAAAAAGCACAAGCGAACCCCAGCCCUGAUUGCCCUGCGCUACCAGCUGCAGCGUGGGGUUGUGGUCCUGGCCAAGAGCUACAAUGAGCAGCGCAUCAGAGAGAAUGUCCAGGUUUUUGAGUUCCAGUUGACUGCAGAGGACAUGAAAGCCAUAGAUGGCCUAGACAGAAAUCUCCACUAUUUUAACAGUGAUAGUCUUGCUAGCCACCCUAAUUAUCCGUAUUCAGAUGAAUAUUAACAUGGAGGGCUUUGCCUGAUGUCUACCAGAAGCCCUGUGUGUGGAUGGUGAUGCAGAGGACGUCUCUAUGCCGGGGACUGGACACAUCACCUCUACUUAAAUCCAUCCUGUUUAGCGACUUCAGUCAACUAGAGCUGAGACCAUAGGCCAGAAAGACAAUAAAUUUUUAUCAUUUUGAAAUAA